Molecule: messenger RNA, 342 nt
Organism: Histoplasma capsulatum G186AR
Lineage: Eukaryota; Fungi; Ascomycota; Eurotiomycetes; Onygenales; Ajellomycetaceae
Exons: 3
Source: RefSeq, a predicted model, not a curated record
ACAGUAGAGCAAGUGUAUGAGACUCUACUCACAAGGGAACAAUCAUCUGCAGAACAAGAAAUCAAAAAACUAGACAGAUCAGCAGAGCUGAAGAUGCUUACUGAUCAAUUGCUGAAGAUUUCUGAAGUGAAUAAGUUGUCUACACUAGAUAAUUCUCUGAAUUCUAUAAAAGCUAAAGAUAAGAUUGAUGAAGAGAUGAAUGCAGAAGAAGAAGCAGACAAGCAUCUGAAUACUGUAGAACUGUAUACACUGAUAUAUAAAGAGUAUCUGAGAUGGAAAAGAGAAGUGGCAGUGAAAGUGUUAUUGAAUAUGAGUGCUUCAAUGAAGAAUCUAAAUGAGUAA